This is a messenger RNA of Aureobasidium melanogenum CBS 110374, 1428 nucleotides long. RefSeq lists its product as uncharacterized. The transcript has 3 exons. Bases 1 to 1428 code for a protein of 475 amino acids. Lineage: Eukaryota; Fungi; Ascomycota; Dothideomycetes; Dothideales; Saccotheciaceae. The record is from RefSeq and is a predicted model, not a curated record.
AUGUCUUCAUACUUUGACGUCCUCUCUUGGACCCGAGCUCGCAAGAAUAAAGAAGCGCUGGAGAAAACCAACCCUCAGAACCCUGUUCUCAAUGACGAUGACGAACAGUUUCUGCAAAGGAUUACUAGUCAAGAGGCUCCUGCCCCUCCACUGCCCACCAUCGAGCCUACAGUGAUUGAUGAUGAAGGCAACGAGAAGAAAGCAGAUGAGACGCAAAAGGAAGCUGCUGAGAUGAUCUUGCCGGCAAGUCCUGGUGAGGAGAAAGAGAAGAGGACGUGGGCGAGUUAUAUUCCUAGUGUCGGUGUGCCUUCAGAGACUGACGACUCCAAAACCAAAGAGGAGACUGAUGACUCUACACCAAAGGAGGAGACUGACGACCCCAAGUCUCAAACCACAGACUCAAAAGACGACAAGCCCACCGAACCCACCCAACGCACCUGGGCAUCCUACAUCCCUUCAGUCCCCACUUUCGGCCUCGGCAACACAAAAGCGCAAGACACAGCCGAAGCAGCGGCAAAGGCUCAGUCGCCAGAGUCCAAAGAACAAGACGAACGCGAAGUCUCCGUCCUACUCGACCGCCUCAAUCUCUCCGCCAUCAACAACCGCGUCUUCAGUUUCAGCGACCAGUCCCAACGCCUCUACUCUGAAUUCACCUUGAUCCUCAAAGACAUUGUCAAUGGCGCACCCACAGCAUGGGAAGACCUCGAAACCCUGCUCAAAGAGAAUGAAAAACAUCUCGAGCAGAUGUUCAAAAAUAUGCCUCCUUUUGUGCAGACACUGGUAAAGUCUUUGCCUGCUAAAUUUGCUUCAUCGAUGGGACCAGAAAUCAUGGCAAUGGCCGGAGACAAACCUGGCAAUGACCUCAAGAAACAGAUGGAAGCUGCCAGCACUGCUUCUUCCUCAGCCUCAGCCUCAGCAGCAAACCCUUACCUCAAGAACAAAAAGCAGAAGAGAAAAGUCCCAAACAUCAAGGAUUUGGCUUCUUCCAAAGGAACGGUCACGAGUAUGUUGACCAACAUCGUCAACUUCCUCAAGGUUAGAUUCCCAGCAUUCGUCACUGGUACCAAUGUGGUUAUGAGUUUGGCUGUGUUCAUCCUCCUCUUCGUCUUCUGGUACUGCCACAAACGCGGCAAACAAGUCCGCAUGCUCCGCGAAUCCGAAUCUGCAAAAGCGUCCGCCAAUGCCUCUGAAGUCGAAACCUCUGCCUCGGAAGACGAAGGCGCAGACGAAAAGCCAGCACCACAAGAGAACGAUUUCAACAUCGACGAAAAACAAGAAACAGCUCAAGUGGAAGCAGAAGCAGAAUCAGACGAAGAAGAAAUCAAAAUUGCGAAUGCCAAGGCGUAUGCGGCUGCUAUGCAUAGAGCUGCUGUGGGAGGUCCUGAUAAUGCUGCUGCGAUGAGGGCCAAGAAGAUUUUGGAGUCGUGA